GGAGGUGGCUCUCUUGGCUCUACCUGCAGGUCCUGCGAGGGCGAGCUGAGGUGGAGAAAGGGCGCAGACCUGGAAAAGGGUGAGUCAGGCACGGUCUACGUGGUAAAGGGAGGCGGCACCGCGGUAUAGGGCUGAAUUAAGUAAAUGGACCUGUGCUGCAGUCUCUCCGGAGACACCACGAUCUUAGCGCCGGCGAGAGGAGGGUGAGGAGGAGCCAGAGCCCGGUCCUUGCACCCGUCCUCGCCCUCGGCACCGCGCCGCCAUCUCCACCAUGCAGUCCCGGGAAGAAGCUCCGCGUUCUCGCCGCCUCGCCAGUCCCCGCGGAGGGAGGCGGCCCAAGAGGAUUCACAAGCCAUCCGUUUCGGCUUUUUUCACGGGCCCGGAGGAGCUGAAGGACACGGCCCAUUCUGCAGCCCUGCUGGCACAGCUCAAGUCCUUCUACGAUGCACGGCUGCUAUGUGAUGUGACCAUCGAGGUGGUGACACCUGGCAGCGGGCCUGGCACAGGCCGCCUCUUCCCCUGCAACCGUAAUGUGCUGGCUGCCGCGUGUCCCUACUUCAAGAGCAUGUUCACCGGCGGCAUGUACGAGAGCCAGCAGGCGAGCGUGACCAUGCAUGAUGUGGAUGCUGAGUCCUUCGAGGUCUUGGUUGACUACUGCUACACGGGUCGCGUGUCCCUGAGUGAAGCCAACGUGGAGCGCCUCUACGCGGCCUCCGACAUGCUACAGCUGGAGUAUGUGCGAGAAGCCUGUGCCUCCUUCCUAGCCCGCCGCCUAGACCUGGCCAACUGCACCGCCAUCUUUAAGUUUGCCGACGCCUUUGGCCAUCGCAAGCUGCGAUCGCAGGCCCAGUCCUUUAUAGCUCACAACUUCAAGCAGCUCAGUCAGAUGGGUUCAGUUCGGGAGGAGACUCUGGCAGAUCUGACCUUGGCCCAGCUGCUGACCGUCCUGCGCCUGGAUAGUCUAAACAUAGAGCAUGAGCAGACUGUGUGUCACGUAGCUGUGCAGUGGUUGGAGGCAGCUCCUAAGGAGCGGGGUCCCAGCGCUGCAGAAGUCUUCAAGUGUGUCCGCUGGACACACUUCGCUGAUGAAGAUCAGCAUUACCUAGAAGGGCUGUUGACCAAGCCCAUUGUGAAGAAGCACUGUCCGGACCUUAUUGAAGGGGCCAUUCAGAUACGAUACGGUGACAUGUUGUACAAGUCUGUGGUGCCUAAGUCAGAGGACAGCAGCAGCUCUGUUGUAUCCGCAGCAGAAAAUCCACCCCAGAGGCUAGGUGUGUGUGCCAAGGAGAUGGUGAUCUUCUUUGGACAUCCCAGAGAUCCCUUUCUAUGCUGUGACCCAUACACGGGGGAUAUUUACAAAGUGCCGUCGCCUUUAACCUGCCUUGCUCACACUAGGACUGUCACCACCUUAGCAGUCUGUGUUUCUCCAGACCAUGACAUCUAUCUAGCUGCCCAGCCCAGGAAGGACCUCUGGGUAUAUAAACCAGCCCAGAAUAGUUGGCAGCAACUUGCAGACCGCUUGCUCUGCCGUGAGGGCAUGGAUGUGGCAUACCUCAAUGGCUACAUUUACAUUUUGGGUGGGCGAGACCCUAUUACCGGAGUUAAAUUGAAGGAAGUGGAAUGCUACAGUGUUCAGAGGAACCAGUGGGCGCUGGUGGCUCCACUACCCCAUUCUUUUAUAUCCUUUGACCUAAUGGUAAUUCAGAACUAUCUUUAUGCUCUCAACAGUAAGCGCAUGUUCUGCUAUGAUCCUAGCCAUAAUAUGUGGCUGAAGUGUGUUUCUCUUAAGCGCAAUGACUUUCAGGAAGCCUGUGUCUUCAAUGAUGAGAUCUAUUGUAUCUGUGACAUCCCGGUCAUGAAGGUCUACAAUCCAGUCAGAGGAGAAUGGAGGCAGAUAAAUAAUAUUCCCUUGGUGUCAGAGACCAACAACUACCGAAUUAUCAAUCAUGGCCAAAAAUUGUUGCUAAUCACCUCGCGCACCCCACAGUGGAAAAAGAACCGGGUGACCGUGUAUGAAUAUGACACUAGGGGAGACCAGUGGAUUAAUGUAGGUACCACGUUAGGCCUCUUCCAGUUUGAUUCUAACUUUUUUUGCCUUUCAGCUCGUGUUUAUCCUUCCUGCCUUGAAUCUGGUCAGAGUUUCCUCACUGAGGAAGAGGAUGUACCAAGUGAAUCUAGUACUGAAUGGGAUUUAGGUGGGUUUAGUGAGCUGGACUCUGAGUCAGGAAGUUCAAGUUCUUUAUCUGAUGAUGAUUUGUGGGUUCAAGUAGCACCUCAGUGAAAUGUACAGGACCAGCAGAGUUAGUUGUACAUAGGCUGAAACACUAGAUGUUUUUACUGCUUUGGAAAAUAUCUUAAAGAGAUACCCUUUCCCUUUGCUGGAAAAAAAGUUGAUUAAUUUCAGGUUUAGUUUGGAAAGGGUAUGGUUUGAAAUAGUAAUGUAAUUUAAUGUUACAGAAUUUGAACGCUCAAAUCAACCUAUUUAAUAAUUUACUGUUCUAAAAGUCUAGUAUUGAUUUGAUUGUUUAAUAUGUUUAUGUUUGAUUAUACUAAUUUAGUCUUCUCUUAUUAAAUCUUGCAUUCUGUUGAGUGCCACAAGUAUUGUAACUUGAAUUUUAAUUUUUCUCAUAGAAUACCAAUUAGAUAGGAAUUACUAGAUAGGGUUUUGAAAGAAUGUAUUUUCCUUCAGAACAGUGUAGUAGAUUUCCAAAACUUUAAACUAGUGGAUUUUUACAAAAUGUGUUCUAACUUAAAUAUAGUUUGCUAAGUUUUAGUUUAGUUUCCUCCCCUUUUGUGAAGGAAAAAAGUACAUAUAUGUUUAAUGUGACUGAAUGGUGAUUUUAUUUUUAAUAAUAUACAGAAUGGCUGUAAGCUCACUGAAAGUAAAAACAAACAAACAAACAGGAAUCUACUGUUUUAAAAGAAAUUGCAGUUUUAAAUUUGUAAUAUAAAAUGUGUAUUUGCAAAUCAUGGCCAAUUUUCCGUCUAAAAAAUUCCAUUCUAGUAGUGUCACCAAUCAUCUAAAAACCUUAAAGGAACAAACAGUGACUUGCUUUGUAUGUUUAUAUUUUUUAUCUAUACUUGAUAGAUGCUUCAUUGAAUCAGAGGAAUAAUCCUUUUUUUUCACUGGACAUGAUUGUGUAAAUUUUUAUCCAUUGUCUUAAAAAGUUUAUGUAAUUCUUAAAAUAUUUUGGCUGUACAGUUUUGAUGUUCAUCUUAGAAGAUUCAUCACCAAGAUGUGAUUAUUCUUUACUAUUUUGUGAGGUAAUAUUGAUUUUGAAAAUAUGUAUGAGCUAAGAACAGUAUUUUAUUGAAAUCAGUAGUUAUUGUGUCUAUCAACUAUAAAAUCAAGUGCCAGCAAAGAACUUUAAAACUAUAAAUUGCGGCCAGGCCCCGUGGCUUAGAGGUUAAGUGCACGUGCUCUGCUACUGACGGCCCGGGUUGGGAUCCCGGGCGCGCACGACGCACUGCUUCUCCGGCCAUGCUGAGGCUGUGUCCCACAUACAGCAACUAGAAGGAUGUGCAACUAUGACAUACAACUAUCUACUGGGGCUUU
Diceros bicornis minor is the source of this 3556-nucleotide messenger RNA. RefSeq names its product kelch repeat and BTB domain-containing protein 6. The coding region runs from base 272 to 2281 and encodes 669 amino acids. The transcript has a single exon. The record is from RefSeq and is a predicted model, not a curated record. Gene Ontology annotation, molecular function: protein binding. Lineage: Eukaryota; Metazoa; Chordata; Mammalia; Perissodactyla; Rhinocerotidae.